CCGCCCCCUCCCCUCCCCCGCGCCGAGAACUGGGUGCCGCGGCUGCUGCGGCGGCGGGUCGUUGUCGCCAUGAGCUCCCCGUGGGACGAGCUGACGCUCGCCUUCUCCCGCACGUCCAUGUUCCCGUUCUUCGACAUCGCGCACUACCUGGUGUCUCUCAUGUCGCUGAAGAAUCAGCCGGGCGCGAUAGACGUAGCAUGGAGGAAUCCCUUGUCCAGUUGGUUUACUGCCAUGCUGCACUGCUUUGGGGGAGGAAUUCUAUCCUGCGUGCUCCUUGCUGAGCCUCCACUGAGGUUUCUAGCAAACACCACGAAUGUGCUGCUGGCAUCUUCAAUCUGGUAUAUCAUAUUUUUUUGCCCAUGCGACCUAGUUUCCCGUGGCUAUUCUUACCUCCCUGUCCAACUGCUGGCUGCAGGAAUGAAGGAAGUGACCAGAACGUGGAAAAUAGUAGGUGGAGUCACACAUGCUUAUAGCUAUUACAAAAAUGGCUGGAUAGUCAUGAUAGCUAUUGGAUGGGCCCGAGGUGCAGGUGGCGGUGUUAUUACGAAUUUUGAGCAGUUGGUAAAAGGAGCCUGGAAACCCCAAGCGGAUGAGUGGCUGAAGAUGUCCUACCCUGCCAAGAUAACCCUGCUGGGGUCAGUCAUCUUCACUUUCCAGCAAACCAAGUAUCUGGGAAUAACAAAGCACAACCUCAUGUUCUUUUACACCAUGUUUCUUGUAGCCACAAAGGUAGCCAUGAUGGUGACAGACACUCCCGUCAUGUCGCUCGGUCCCGUGGAGGAUACUCUGAGUCGGAUGCUCUUUGGCUGGCAGCAGCAUUUUUCAUCUUGUGAGAAGAAACACGAAACGAAACCCUCCGCGAACGGUGCCAGUUCAUCGACCUCAAAAAACACAGCUGAUGCCUCAGAGGGCGAAACAAAGAAACAGGCCAAGAAAACGGAGUGAAUGGGUCGGAUGAGCUUCAGAAGGCAGAAAAGUGUUUUUUCUUACCGACCUGUCCGAUUGGCAUUAACUAUUUCUAUGUGAAUGAUGUGAAAUAAAGAAGAUGACUUAUAAGGCAUGGAGGUGAGAACAAGACAGAGCUCCUCUGUGUUCCAGGGAGCCAGUUCCUGUCUGCAGUGAAGUUCUUGAGUGUUCAGAGGUAUCAUGUACUGGUUGUUUUCUAAGUUACACCGAAAAGAUUCUAUUGUCACUGUUUUUACAACUUUAUAUUUAUAAAAAGUCUAGACUUUUUCAAAGAUAAUUUCCUGUUUAAUUUUGAGCACUUAUUAAAAAUAAGUUGAUGUUAUGGAUGAGAACUAAUGACUAGUUUAUAUUUCAGAUAUAGAUACUGUAUUUUUUUUCUCACAUUAAAUUACAUAUCUGAAAUUUAA
This is a messenger RNA of Erinaceus europaeus (western European hedgehog), 1373 nucleotides long. RefSeq names its product transmembrane protein 38B (gene TMEM38B). The transcript is spliced from 6 exons. The record is from RefSeq and is a predicted model, not a curated record. Gene Ontology annotation, cellular component: membrane. Gene Ontology annotation, molecular function: identical protein binding; potassium channel activity. The coding region runs from base 70 to 945 and encodes 291 amino acids. Gene Ontology annotation, biological process: potassium ion transmembrane transport. Lineage: Eukaryota; Metazoa; Chordata; Mammalia; Eulipotyphla; Erinaceidae.